Homo sapiens (human) is the source of this 14052-nucleotide messenger RNA. RefSeq names its product leucine zipper protein 1 (gene LUZP1). The transcript has 5 exons. Gene Ontology annotation, cellular component: tight junction; midbody; stress fiber. Bases 5569 to 8799 code for a protein of 1076 amino acids. Gene Ontology annotation, molecular function: microtubule binding. Lineage: Eukaryota; Metazoa; Chordata; Mammalia; Primates; Hominidae. The record is from RefSeq and is a predicted model, not a curated record. Gene Ontology annotation, biological process: regulation of protein complex stability; negative regulation of cilium assembly; apical constriction.
CAGAGCCGGUUCUUUGAGUGCCAGCUUUCAAAUAGAUACAUUAAUCUCAACCUAGUUUUAUCAAUUAUUUAUUAAUAAGCACUCCCAAAGUGCACAAAAGUUCUUAAGUUCUUUCUAAUUCUGAUCUUGUUUAUACUCUUCUUUGGUAAGGUUUCUUUGGCAAGGUGAAAAAUAACCUGACACAUAGAGAUGGGAUUGCUGGAUUCUAGUUUUGUUUGUCUGUUACUAGCUUCCUAAAAAGGUCUCAGAAGUCCCUUUGUUUGCUCAUCUGUCAUAUGAGAUAAGAGUAUUUGCCUUCUCAUCCUAAAGGUUACGUAGAUUUAAAAAGUUAUUCUGGGAGAAUUAGAAGCACUUUCAGUUGAAAGACAUUAUUUUACAGCAGUCCUCUAUCAUAGAUAGGUACUGAAAUAUCUAUUAUUGAUGCGAUUUAAGUAUUAAUGGCAAGACUUAUAGAAAAUUAUUAAAAAAGUUUGAAUAAUUUAUAUAACAUGAGGUACUCCAAUUAAUCAAAUGGUAUGCCUCUACUUAGAUCUUUUCGGACCUGUUUAUAGUUUCUACAAGGGCAAAUGGAGAUAGCAUGGUUAAGGAUGUCAUUCAUAGUGUUAUUGGAAAGGACAAUAGUAUAUCAUUGUUAAAUAUCAUUUAGUCUGGCCUUUUUGUUUGACUGAUGAAGCUGAGACCCAGAAAGUGUAAAAGACACAUCUGAGGUCCAACAAUGUCUGUGGUAGAACUAGAGGCCGCCACCCGGGUUUCUCACUCCCCAUCCAAGUUUCUCUACACUUAGAGGGUGCGUUGUCUUACUCUCAGUUUCCCGCUUUAGUCAGAAAAGAUCACUGGCUCUGGAUUCUCUUCAUUCCUUCUUGUUGGCAAGUGGGGUUGGGAGGAGGGAAGUGAGCAAAAGGCAGGCCUUAAAGAAAUUGACAUGUCUUCUGCAGCUUAUGUUUUUUCUUCCACUUUUAUCUGGAGUGUUCUGAACUCCAACAUGAAGUGACUUGAAUGUGAGAAGCGACUCAGUCAGUGAUGGCAUUCAGGGAAGCUGCUUUUAAAACCACCUAGGUUGGUUCAUACAUAGCAAGCUGCUGGCACUUCCUUAGCCCCAUACCCCCUGAUUGGUCCCCACCCCAUCCUGCCAUCGGCCUGUUUACCAUGUUGGCUUUUUGGUGAAGAGACUGCACAGGGCAGAAAAAUUAUUAAAAUCCUUCCUGGCUUUUUUCCUGAACAAUCCUGAAUGCUACUUCAGCAAUUAUAGGAGGAAAAAUAAAAUUAUUUUCCCCUUGCUUCCUAUAUAAUUUAGGACCACUAGAAAACUCUGUGAUCCCAAGUUAUUCUGUUUCUCUCUGAUACCAAUUUUUCUGAUAACAGAAAAUUAUCCCUGUGUAUACUUUAGUAAAGGGUCUGAGGGUGGUUUUUCUAGAGACUGAGAAUGACCCAGAGUUGUUUCAGUUUGAAUCAUUUCUAUUGUUCUGCUUCCACAUUUCACUGACUCUUUCCUCUGUCAUCUCCAUUUUGUCCUUAAGCCCAUUCAGUGAAUUAAAAAAAUUCAGAUACUGUAUUUCUGUUCAAAAAUUUCCACUUAAAUUUUUUUUUUCAGUUUCUCUUCUGAGAUUUACUGUUUUCCCCUUCAUUUUGAGCAUAUUUUCUUUUUUUUUUUUCUUUUUUUGAGACGGAGUCUCGUUCUGUCGCCAGGCUGGAGUGCAGUAGCUGAAUCUCGGCUCACUGCAAGCUCUGCCUCCCGGAUUCAGGCGAUUCUCCUGCCUCAGCCUCUCAAGUAGCUGGGACUACAGGCGCGCGCCACAACACCCGGCUAAUUUUUGUAUUUUUAGUAGAGACGGGGUUUCACCAUGUUGGUCAGAAUGGUCCCGAUCUCCUGAUCUCGUGAUCCGCCUGCCUCGGCCACCCAAAGUGCUGAGAUUACAGGCAUGAGCCACCGUGUCCGGCCUUGAGCAUAUUUUCUUUUACCUCAUUGAUCUUAGUUAUAAUAGCUCUGUUAAUAUCUUUGUCUGAGAAUUUCAGCAUCUGGGUUGUCUUGGAGUUGCCCUCUGCUGAUUGUCUUUUCCUUUGCAAAUUGCAAAUGGGUUUAAUUUUUCUAGGUGUUUUUUGUUUGUUUGUUUGUUUUUGUUUUGUUUUGUUUUGAGACAGGGUUUCACUCAGUCGCCCAGGCUGGAGUGCAGUGGUGUGGACAUGGCUCACUGCAGCCUUGACUACUGGGCUGAAGUGAUCCUCCUGCCUCAGCCUCUCAGGUAGCUGGGACCACAGGCAUGUAUCACCACACCUGGCUAAUUUUUUUAAAUUUAUUUUCAUUUUUUGUAGAGACAGUGUCUCACUGUGUUGCCCAGGCUGGUCUCAAAAACACUUUGGGCUCAGAUGAUCCUCCUGUCUUGGCCUCCCAAAGUGCCAGGAUUACAGGCAUGAGCCACCGUGUCCAGAUGCUUUUUCUAGUUCUUUAUGUAAUUUGGAAUUGUAUUCUUCACACUGUGAAUGUUGUAUUGUGGAGACUUUGGUUUCUGUUGAUGUUUUUAAUUUAGUAGACAAUAACUCAGACUCAAAACUGCAAACUCUGUCACACCUGCAGUGGGUCGCAGUUCAAAUUUCAGUUCAGUUCUUUUCUCUUUAACUGAGGUCUUUGGAUUCUGCCCUAUGCUUGCAUGGCUCAGGGUUCAGCCAGAGACUGGGUAGAAUUUACACACAGAACCUGAGACUCUCCUUUUCUAGCUCUUUUUUUUCUUACUUCCAUGAUCUGUGGCUGCUCUGGGCUAUUUCUUCAGGACAGAAAGCCUAGGGUUUGUUUUUUGAUUGGAACUUCAGCUAGACCAGCCUCAGGCUAGAGAUCCAAAAAUGAGGAGUUCAUUCCAUGUCAGCCCUUUCUUCCAACUUUCAACUUAUUUUCAAAAUCUGCCAGCCCUUGUUCACUUCAGAUAGUUUUUGUGUUUUAUCCAGAGUAUAGUUGUUGUCUGUGGGAGGGUCAUACUGAAAGCAGAAUUUCUUACUGACAUUUUUAUCUAUUAUCAAAGUGUUUGGGGGACAAAAAUGUUCACUUGAGCUUGUUUUGUAAGCUUGGGCAAGUCUCCUUUCCUCUCUGGGACCCACUUGCUCCUCUGGGAAAGGAGGUGGUUGGACUCUGUGAUCUGUAAGGAUCCUUCAGUCUCUGCUUCUAGGCAGACAGACACGUACACACAUACUACCACCACUAUCACCACCAACAGUAACAGAAACAAUAAGUGCCAGAAGAGAUGCUUGAGGGAAGUGAUGAGGAUGGAUCUGUCAUGGUGGAAAGCUCUCUGAAGCAGCAUCACUAAGGAAUUUGAGGAUGUUUACAGUCAUCCUCUUGUUUUGGGGACAGAGGGCAAGUACGCUGAGGAAGCAAGAAGUAAAUGGCAUUCAGAAGAAAGAAAUCAGUUACUGCUUACUUCUACCCCUUAGAAAUAUGAGAGAACGUAGACAGUUGAAAACAAAUCAGGAUUAGCUGGAGUUCCUCUUUCCCUUUGGCAGUGCAUUCUGUCUUGUUUUGAAGAGAAAAGCCCCUGGGCCUUAGUAACAUGUCAGCAAAUUUGGCAGUAGGUGGUAGGUGCUGGGACAGUAGAUUUUAGCAGGGGCGCUGCUAUCACUGUUAGGGCUGCAGAGACCUUAGGGGAGAUAGACCAGAUUUAUGUGACCAUUUCUUAGAGUUCAGAAUUUUUAUGUAGGAGAGGUUUUAGGCUAUGCAGAAGAAGAUGAGUGUGUGUGUGGGGGGGCGGUGUUUGUGUGUGGGUGUUGUGUGUGUAAGGUGGGUGGGGAGGGGGAAAGAGACAGGUGGUGAUGGGGUAGGACGGAAAGUCUGUGGAACUGUCCUAAAACUAUUUGAAUACCAAUCACACUUACUUUAACUUCCAUUGAUUAUUUUUUAAAAGCAGAGGGUGGAGAGCUAAAGCUUCCCCCACAUCCACCUAAGCUAUCUCUUGGGUGCCGCCUUGGUAUAGAUCGUUUUUAAAAUUAUUUUUAAAUAUAGAGCGUCACUCUGUCAUCUAAGCUGGAGUGCAGUAGGACAACUGUGGCUCACAGCAGCCUCAAACUUCUGGGCUCCAGGUGAUCCUCCCGUCUCAGUCUCCCAAGUAGCUAGGACUAUAGGUGUGCAUCACCAUGCCCAGCUAAUUAAAAUUUUUUUUUUUUUGUAGAGAUGGGGGCCUUGCUUUGUUGUUGUCCAGGCUGUUCUUGAACUCCUGGGUUCAAGCAAUCCUCCUGCCUUGGCCUCCCAAAGUGCUGGGAUUAUAGGCAUGAGCCACUGUGCCUGGCCUAGAUCCUUUUUUAUACUUAUUUUCUAGCUGUUUUUAUUAUCAGUAACUUUUUUUUUUUUUUUUUUUUUGAGACAGCGUCUCACUGUGUCGCCCAGGCUGGAGUGCAGUGGCGCGAUCUGGGCUCACCACAAACUCCGCCUCUUGGUUUGAAGAGGUUCUCUUGCCUCAGCCUCCUGAGUAGCUGGGAUUAUAGGCACAUGUCACCAUGCCCAGCUAAUUUUUGUAUUUUUAGUAGAGAUGGGGUUUCACCAUAUUGGCCAGGGUUGUCUUGAACUCCUGACCUCAGGUGAUCUGCCCGCCUUGGCCGCCCAAAGUGCUGGGAUUACAGGCGUGAGUCACCGUGCCUGGCCGAUACUAUCAGUAACUCUUCUCUUUGGGAGGCCAAGGUGUGAAGAUUGCUUGAGGUCACGAGUUUCAGACCAGCCUGGGUGACAUAGUGUGACCCCAUCACUACAAAAAAAAAUUCUUUUCAAAUUUUAUUCUCUUGAGGCUUGAGUUACUACUGUUCCCCUCAUCUUUUAAGCUGUUUUUAAAAAACUCUCAUUAUUUGUCCAUUGUAAUUCUAGCCGCCUUGCUCUCUGGGAAGAUAGAGGCAGGGAUGGGUGUGUGUGUGUGUGUGUGUGUGUGUGUGUAUGUGUGCGCGUUCAUGCAUGCGCGCAGGUGCAGGUAUGUGUGCAUGUGUGCAUGUUUUGGUGGAGGUGUGGAAGUUGGAUUAAAGGGACCAAUAGUCUUGGAAGGCAGUCACAAGGUGGCUUGCAGGGAUGUGUAAGGGAGGCAGUUGUGAUGAAAGAAGGGAGGAUAGUUUGUAAGAUCAUGUACAAAAGCUUUAGGUUUACCACUAGCUUAGAAGCUACCUUUCCAUUUUCCUCAAGAGUAAGAUAACACAAGAAGUUUGACCCAGAUCUUCCAUCUGUAGUAGCUCUUCUCUAAUUUUAGGGGUAAGAUUCAAUGGGAUGGUAGGCUUUUCAACUCUCCUGUAGAAGCCUGCUUGUUUCAAAACUGGAGGGGGACAUUGAAUAAACCUGAGUAUUGUGUGCCUGUAUUUUGACUGCGACCUAUCAGAUGAGAUCAGGUCAAGAGACAACUGCCUUUGAAAGAGAGUGAGUGACUGUUUCCAAAACAGCAAGCAUAGGGAGAGCCGCCGGAAGUAUUGACGGAAAGCUUGAAUUACCUACAUGAUUGAUGAUGGUCUCCAGCUGUCAAAGAAGAUUGUGGUUGCCAAGAGAAAGGUAACCAUUUCUCAUCCCCUUGAGUGGAAUUGGAUGCCUCUAGGAGCCCACAUUGGCUGGCAGUAGACAUGGCCGAAUUUACAAGCUACAAGGAGACGGCCUCCAGCCGCCACUUGCGGUUUAAGCUACAGAGUCUAAGCCGCCGCCUUGAUGAGUUGGAGGAAGCCACAAAAAACCUCCAGAAAGCAGAGGAUGAACUCCUGGAUCUCCAGGACAAGGUGAUUCAGGCAGAAGGUAGCAACUCCAGCAUGUUGGCGGAGAUUGAAGUGCUGCGCCAGCGGGUGCUGAGAAUUGAAGGCAAAGACGAGGAAAUUAAGAGAGCAGAGGAUCUGUGUCGUCUGAUGAAGGAGAAACUUGAAGAGGAAGAAAACCUCACCCGGGAGCUGAAAUCUGAGAUUGAGCGGCUUCAGAAACGAAUGGCUGAAUUAGAGAAGCUAGAAGAGGCCUUCAGCAGGAGUAAGAAUGACUGUACCCAGCUGUGUCUGAGCCUGAAUGAGGAGAGAAAUCUGACCAAGAAAAUCUCCUCUGAGCUGGAAAUGCUCAGAGUCAAAGUGAAAGAACUAGAAUCUUCUGAGGACCGCCUGGAUAAAACUGAGCAGAGUUUAGCGUCAGAGUUAGAAAAGCUGAAAUCAUUAACUCUGAGCUUUGUAAGUGAGAGAAAAUACUUGAAUGAAAAGGAGAAAGAAAAUGAGAAAUUGAUAAAAGAACUCACUCAAAAACUAGAGCAGAACAAAAAAAUGAACCGAGAUUAUACAAGGAAUGCUUCUAAUCUGGAAAGAAAUGACCUACGGAUUGAGGAUGGCAUCUCUUCCACACUGCCGUCCAAAGAAUCAAGAAGGAAGGGUGGUCUGGACUACCUAAAGCAGGUAGAGAAUGAAACAAGAAACAAAUCAGAAAAUGAAAAGAACCGCAAUCAGGAAGACAACAAAGUCAAAGACCUUAACCAAGAGAUUGAGAAACUUAAGACACAAAUCAAACACUUUGAAUCGUUGGAAGAAGAGCUUAAGAAAAUGAAGUCCAAAAAUAACGACCUUCAGGAUAAUUACCUAAGUGAACAAAAUAAAAACAAAUUAUUAGCCAGCCAACUGGAGGAGAUAAAGCUACAAAUCAAGAAACAGAAAGAGUUAGAAAAUGGAGAGGUAGAAGGGGAAGAUGCUUUCCUGUCCAGCAAAGGCAGACAUGAGAGGACUAAGUUUAGAGGCCACGGAAGUGAAGCUUCUGUGUCCAAGCACACAGCGCGGGAACUGUCUCCUCAGCAUAAGCGGGAACGACUCCGGAACAGGGAGUUUGCUCUCAACAAUGAAAACUAUUCUCUGAGCAACAGGCAGGUUUCUUCUCCCAGUUUCACCAACAGGAGGGCAGCAAAAGCUUCUCACAUGGGGGUGAGUACAGACAGUGGGACUCAGGAGACAAAGAAAACUGAAGACCGGUUUGUACCCGGCUCCUCCCAGAGCGAAGGGAAGAAGUCUAGGGAGCAGCCCUCAGUGCUGAGUCGCUACCCCCCGGCUGCUCAGGAGCACAGUAAAGCGUGGAAGGGGACUUCCAAGCCAGGCACCGAGAGCGGACUGAAGGGAAAAGUGGAGAAGACAACACGAACGUUUAGUGACACCACCCAUGGAUCUGUUCCCAGUGACCCAUUGGGUAGAGCUGACAAGGCUUCUGACACCUCCUCUGAGACUGUCUUUGGCAAGAGGGGACACGUGCUUGGCAACGGAAGUCAAGUAACUCAGGCUGCAAACUCUGGCUGUUCUAAGGCCAUUGGAGCCCUGGCCUCAUCUCGAAGAUCCUCCUCAGAAGGGCUCUCUAAAGGCAAAAAGGCUGCCAAUGGCCUUGAGGCUGAUAACAGUUGCCCGAAUUCCAAGGCUCCUGUUCUAUCGAAGUAUCCUUAUAGCUGUAGAAGCCAAGAGAACAUCCUUCAGGGAUUUUCAACCUCACAUAAAGAAGGGGUUAAUCAACCUGCAGCAGUUGUGAUGGAAGACAGCAGUCCGCAUGAAGCCUUGAGGUGUCGAGUCAUCAAAUCCAGUGGCAGAGAGAAGCCAGACUCAGAUGAUGACUUGGACAUAGCAUCUCUUGUUACUGCCAAGUUGGUAAAUACAACCAUCACUCCAGAGCCAGAGCCCAAACCACAGCCUAACUCUAGAGAAAAGGCUAAAACCCGAGGGGCACCUAGAACCUCCCUAUUUGAGAAUGAUAAAGAUGCUGGAAUGGAGAAUGAAUCUGUGAAAUCUGUCAGAGCCUCCACCAAUACCAUGGAGCUCCCAGAUACCAAUGGUGCUGGGGUAAAAAGCCAAAGGCCCUUUAGCCCCAGAGAGGCGUUGCGGUCUAGAGCCAUCAUCAAACCUGUUAUUGUUGAUAAGGAUGUGAAAAAAAUCAUGGGAGGAUCUGGAACAGAGACUACGUUGGAGAAACAGAAACCCGUCUCCAAACCAGGGCCAAACAAAGUGACAAGUAGCAUUACUAUAUAUCCAUCUGACAGCAGCAGCCCCAGAGCUGCUCCGGGUGAGGCCCUGAGGGAGAGGCACACAUCCACUAGCAAUAUCCAGGUGGGGCUGGCAGAGCUCACAUCAGUUAGCAACCAUGUCAGCUCCCCUUUUGAGCUCUCCAUUCACAAACAUGACAUCACCCUGCAGCUUGCAGAAGCGGAGAGAAUGGCAGAUGGGCCCCUGAAGGACAGGCCAGAAACAGUGGUCUCUCGGAGCAGCAUUAUAAUCAAGCCAUCGGAUCCUGUGGAGAGGAAUAGCCAUGCACCUCCAGCGGAGACAAUCAGGUGGAAAAGCCAUAGUGCCCCUUCAGAAGUGGGCUUCUCAGAUGCCAGACAUGUUACUGUGCGGAAUGCCUGGAAGAGUAGGCGAGACUUGAAAUCUUUAGAAGACCCCCCAACUCGAAUAGGUAAAAACGUGGAAUCUACCAAUAGCAAUGCCUACACCCAGAGGUCUUCCACAGACUUCUCAGAACUCGAACAGCCCAGGUCCUGCCUUUUUGAGCAGGGCACUCGAAGGGUAGGACCAAGUUCAGGGGAUGCCCCUGAGCCCUCCUCCAGAAGGACCCAAAGUAGCCUCACUGUGUCAGAGGUGCUUACCCGUCGGAAUCGGGUAGGAGACACCAUCACUGUCGCAGCCUGGAACCACUCAGCAAGCAUGGAGGAAGAAGGGGAAGACUGUACACUCAGUGUCUACAGGCAACUGCACAACUCCCUGGAUCCGUCUGAACUGCCUGGGAAGCAGGGGCUGCCAGAGUCUGGGCGAGUACGGGCCGAGGAACGAUUACGGCCAACCAGGCCCUGUGCUGAGGAGAACUGAGCCCGCUGGGUGUCUGUUGUCUGCCCUCUGCUCCUGCUUCUCAGCUCUUCCACCGUCCUGCCCCACGAAGGAUCCAAGGCCAGUUAACCAGGCAAGACACAAGCCUUGGCUGGAAAACUGUGGUAGAGCCGGGCUGUGGCUCAGGUAAUUUUUGCCAUUUGGCCAGAGGGAAUCAGAGACUACAAGCUGGACAGUCACCCAGGCCCAACCUUCCCCAAUGCACGAGUCCUCUCUCUCUCCUUGUCCCUGUCCACCAAGUAGUUGGACCAUUCUGGCCCCCAAACAAGGGAAGAUAAAGUCCCCAGCACACAGCAGGAGUCAAAAAUUCUUCUCGGCUCCUUGGUGGGUUGUUUCUGGAUCCUAGGGCAGCCUCUGUCUGUGUGGUUAAUGUUCUGGUUUCUCAGUCUCCUCACUAUAUCCACUUCACUCCUCAUUUGCCCAAUGGGCUCAAGUACCCCAUAAGAUUUACCAGCCAUCAGCUCUAUCUAGGGGGCUUUCAUUUCUUUCCCCUUGGAGUUCUUUUCUUCAGACUUAAAGCAGAAAGGGGUCUGUGCUGCCUCUAAAGGAUUAUGAGACUACCCUUUAGGUUGAAGUUUGACCUGGCUCCUGGCUUACCAGUCUCCUGGAAGCAGAGCAUGCAGAUACUCAUGCGGAUACCCAUUGGAAUGACAUCAUCCCUCCCCAACCCCAGCUCUCUCUGCUCACCUUCCAAAGGCACCUGGAGGUGCAAGCCUCAUGCAUCUCCUUUCCUGAGCACCAGUAAUGCUGCUGGCAUCGCCUGCUUUCUCUCCAGUGGCUGGAGACUUCAAGCUGACUUCAUUGUUUCCACCUUGGGAAAAUCCCUAGGCUAAGCUGGGCCUGACCCAGCAUCCUCUGCCUUCUAGGAAGUGCCCAGCAAGAGGGAAAGCAGACCCCUUUAGUCACUCCACAAGCAAUAGCUCCAUGAGAGGCAUGGACUGUGAGACUACUCCCUCCUGUUCCUCCUUCUCCAUCCCCCAUGGAGGAGGCAUCGCACUUUACCAAGCUGAUGCAUUCCUACAGAAGUGGGCCCCGGAUUUCUGCAAGUCGACUAUCAUGAUGACUUCGCUGGAGGAAAGGUGAUACGUACAUACGCAUUGAGGGCCUCAGCUUUAUAUAGUUCAAAAUGCAGCAAACUUUUCAGAAAGCCACGUAAAUAAAUUGGUUAGGUUCCUUAUACCAGUCACAUGGGGAAGUUGAAAAGAAUUGUAUAUUCUUGGCAGUGCUUUUUCUUUAGCAUUCUGUCAAUUCAAAGAAGGGAUCCUCUUUCAAAGGCUACCUUUAUGAAGUAGACACUAUUGCCCUCAGAAUGAGAGAACAUUAAACUACCAGUCUGGUAAGCUGGAUUUUUUUCCCCAUGGCUUUACUUCCUUGCUGUGUGACCUUGGGUGAGUCAUUGUCUUCUUGGAGCCUCAGUUUCCCUGUCUGUAAAAUGAGUUCUUUGAAAUGGAUGAUCUCUAAGGGCACCAAAUCUGGUAUUCUAAGGUUCUCCUGUUUUCACCAUCUAUAAUAGUAUGGGAUGAUUUUUGCUUGUGGAAGGUAUCAUCCGUGUGGGUUCUUCCCUCCUGCCCUCAAUUGUUUUUCUGGGCCUUGUUUUUUAGUUUCUGUAUGUUUUAAUCUCAUGGGGAUGAGCUCAGAGAAGCUCCGUGGGCCUGUUUCCCAAUCUGCAAAGUGUGAAGGGAUUAGAUGGGAUGGUCUCUGAGGCUCUUUGUGGCAUCAGCCUUGCCCAGUGCCACACAGUAUCUCCUGGCGUUCUAGGAGUCUAGGUAUUAUGGAAAGUACCCAAGUCUGUGUAUCUCCUGUUCCUGUGCAUCUCCUAUGAAUUUCCUGGCAAGAGGAAGACUCAAGACUUCCUCCAGAGGAAUUUGUCUUCUCUGCCUUCACUCAGCAUGGGAACCAGUGUUCAUCCUGACCUUGUCUGUAUCAGAUUUGGCAGUGAGGAGGCUUGGGGAGCACCUACCUUACUUUCAGGGACAGGAAUCUAUUGCUCAUACUUCUGCUUCCCAGAGUUUUGCCAAUCUAAAGGCAUUGUCAUGUGGCCUGCCUUUCCUGUCCACAUCCCCACCUCUGAUGCUCAAGAUGCUAUUUCCAAGAUCUCUUACUGCUGCUUCUCCUGGCUUACUGGCCAGAAACUAGCUCACUCAAGGCUGCCAUCCUUCACUUGCAGCCUCCCUGCCAUUCUCCUUCACUGGUUGGCAACCUUGAGAGUUCAAAGAAAAUCAACCUCUGUGGUGGUCAACUAAAGGUAUUAGGAAACUAAGUCUGUGGCUCUUCUCUGCUGAUGGAAACAGAAGGGCGCCAAGCCAUGCCUAAAAAGAUCUCGCCAAUAAUUCUUGUCUUUGAGUGUUGGAGCCCUGGAUUCUGGUGCUAUAGCUCCUGGUGCCAAAGUCUGGAUCUUUCCACAUUUCAGCAGCACCAACAUCUGCUGCUACUCAAAAUGUCCUGUUGAAGAGGGACAGCUGUGAUGCCCUUUUGCUGGGGCUGCCAUCUUGAAAUCUGAGUGCAAUAGGAUUUGCUUGUAACAGUUAUUUCAGGAUAUUUUGUUUCUUUAAUCUGCACACUUUCUAGAUAGAUUUUAUUUUUAAGUGUCCUCAGCAUUGCAGAAAAUAACAUUGUAAUAGCAAGUAAAGGCUGGAGGCUGUUUCUCUGGGCUUCAAAUGGCUGGCAAGGCUGGCUCUCAAAUCCCAAAGUUGGGAGGCAUGUUUCUGAAAAGCAACUGAGGUGUGACUGUUUGGACCCAGGCCUCAUCAUCAGGGGUCCUGGAGGAAGCCUCCAAGUAGAGGGGAGACCUGGUAGUUGAAUAGUUGUUUAAUCAAGCCAAAUAGUCCCACUGCCCCCGGUCAACAAACCCACUUUUAUGACAGUUUUCUUCCGCAGCUUGGCUCUUAAAUUUUACUGGCAGGUGUAUGGUUGUUGGAGGGUUCCUAGUGAGUUGGGGGACCUGGCAAUAGAGCUGCUUGGUUGGAGGAAGUGAAGCUGGCUUAGUACCAGCAGCUGAUCUCUUCCACGUGCUGCUGCUUUUUUUGCCACUCUGAUACUAAACCAGAGAAAGCUGCAGGUGGAUAAAGAAGCUGUGGCUGUUUUUUGCUUUUGGGUGGCAAUGAGAAAGAGUCACAGUGUGGGUUAAAGGGAUCUGCAGUGGGGCCAAGGAUGCCACCCCACCCUCAGCUGUAGGCAAGCUUGCACAUAAAUAACCCCCGUCAGUGGAGUGUUCGGGAUGCAGGGGGCACUAUAGUGUUCUUGGACUUGUCGUCCUGGGGCAGUUUUAGUUCUUUAUAUUUAGUGGGUCAGUGCCAAGUGCUACCACUUCCCAAUAAAGGAAUGGGGACCCAGAGGCUGGGUCCCUGGCUACCUUGUUAUGAGGUUUUGUUAUUUCUCUGACAAGAUUGCUUUGGAAAGAGCUGCUUUUAGGGAUUAUUUUUUGAAUACCCCGAGUGGGGAGCAGGGUUCUCCUCAAAGCCUCACAACCAUAGGAUCAUAGGAAAGGGGCCCUAUUUUCCUGCUGCUUCCCAGCUCAGAACAUAUACUGAAUGGAAUGUAUUUUUAAGAGAAUAAAGUCUAUUUUUUUGUAUUUUAAAGAUUGAGAGGGCUAAGAAAGUAGCCCUCAAAUAAACUGUUAUUGCAUUAUAGGCCCCUUUGUUGGGGGCAGCCUGUUGGUCCACACCUACUUGCUCAGGCAGGUGCUCUGGUCUCUCUCACCCCUGCCCCUUAGAGUCUAGGUGCAGCAGCUCCAAGCAUGGGACCAAGGAGGCCAGAACCUGUCGCUGGAAACCAGGGCAAAGCAGUGGCUCAGGGCUCCUUGGGUGCAUGUGUAUCAUUGGAGCUGCCUGUCUGCAUGUAUCCUCUGGCGCGAAUGCUCUCUGUUGGCUCUGCAGUACAAUAUGUAACCAAUAAAGCUCCCUCGUUUCCGUAUACUCUGUGCGAGUCUGUGAUGCCAGUUUUGUCAAUGUCAUCCCUGUGUAUCAUCUGUCUUCUAUGCGUUGGCGCAGCUCUAGUAUAUUUAUUUAUUUCAUUGUGUAAUACUUAAAAUUGGGUAUUUUACCUAACCAAUUACUGAUACUGCAAGGACUGGAAACAUUAACUGCCCUGAUCCUGGUGUGCAGAUUCUUUCCAUUACUGCCACGAAUUCUAAGACUAGGGGGGGAAAAGCCUUCUCCGUUUUCAUCUUCCAGUCAGAUCACCAAUAUAUAUAAUGAUGUCCCUUAACUCACAGUAAGAAAGAAUAAAACCACAUUUAAGGGACAUUACUUGGAUUUGCAGUAACAGUGUUUAUCAUCUAUCUGUCAGUCAGUCAGGAGCCCCUGGGAAGGAACCAGCAUGUAACAUGUUUUUAUCAUCUUAUAUGGCAAAAGGGACUUUGCAGAUAAGGAUGCUGGGAUGAGGCAGAACAUCCUAGAUGAUCCAGGUGGGCCUUAAAUGUAAUCACAGGUAGUAUCCUUUUAAGAGAGAGACAAAAGAUUUGACUACAGGAGAAGGCAAUGUGAUGAUGGAAGCAGAAACUGGAGUUAUGUGCUCUGAGGAUGGAGGAAGGAGCCACGAGCCUUCCCACACCUAGAAGCUGAAAAGAGCAAGGAAAUGAACUGAUCCUCCCUGCUCUGAGAGCCUCUGUAAUGAAUGCAGCCCUGUGUACCCAUUUUAGACUUUAAGCUUCCAGAACUUUCGAAUAGAUUUCUGUUUUUUUAAGAGCCACUAAGUUUGUGGCAAUCUGUUAAACCAGCUGUUACCUAAGCCCUUGAUCCUAUGUAGUGCGCUUCCCAAAAUGUACACCACCACCUUUAGUAGAAUUGGGAAGUUUUAGCACAUACCCAUGGAGGGAAUCAGGAAUAAAGGCAGACUGGUCUCCCAAAGGCUCAGACUUUGUUUCAGCUCUUUUGUGUUCUAUCUUGAAAGUGCAUCCAAAGUUUCCUAAUAACCAUGUUCUUGGCACACCACCACACUCCACCCCCACCCAAGUGAGGAAGCCUAGUCCGACUGACCAGGAAGUCCACUGCUUCUACAGGACCGGCCCCCCUACCUUAUCUUCUGACCUGAUCAAACCAUUUUUCUCUUUUAUAUGAACAUCUUCUUCCUUAUUUAAACAUGGAGAAAACAUGUAUUACUAUUGCCAUAGGAUAAACUUGGCAUUUCCAAAGGAGUAAUGCCCCCAUCUUGUAUGUAACUCCAACUCAAAGGAACAAAAGAGAGGGCCAAUUUUAUAUGAAGUUUUAUUCUCAAAAUAUAAAAAAAAAACAAAAA